AUGACAUCCCCUCCCCCCAUCCCCCCCGAGCCCAAAUUCGGAGGCUUCACGCGAUUCGAAAUCGAACUCGAAUUCGUCCAAUCCCUCGCUUCACCAACCUACCUCAACCAUCUCGCCUCGCAGAAAUACCUCGAAGAACCGGCCUUCGUCGCAUAUCUCAAGUAUCUACAAUACUGGACACAGCCUCCGUAUCUGAAGUACCUGAUGUAUCCGGGGCCGACGCUGAAGCAUCUGGAGUUGUUGCAGCAGGAGAGGUUUAGGAGGGAGAUUAUUGAUCCGGGCGUGAUGAUGGCGUUGAUGACGGAGGGGAGUAAAGCUGCUAUGGAGUGGCCUGGGAGCUGA
Glarea lozoyensis ATCC 20868 is the source of this 342-nucleotide messenger RNA. RefSeq lists its product as uncharacterized. NCBI's taxonomy places the organism in Eukaryota, Fungi, Ascomycota, Leotiomycetes, Helotiales, Helotiaceae. The record is from RefSeq and is a predicted model, not a curated record. Bases 1 to 342 code for a protein of 113 amino acids. The transcript is spliced from 2 exons. Gene Ontology annotation, biological process: regulation of transcription by RNA polymerase II. Gene Ontology annotation, molecular function: transcription coregulator activity. Gene Ontology annotation, cellular component: core mediator complex; mediator complex.